AUGGAGAGCCUCAGACAAAGGGUAGAAAUAACUUUUACUAGCAUAACCAGACAGAUUCUUAAAGGACUUGAUUUUCUUCAUUCAAGAAAAAUUAUACAUCAUGAUAUAAAACCCAGCAAUGUUGUGCUAAUGAUAACCAAAGUUGUACUGGUAGAUUUCGGACUGAGCGUGCAGAUGACUGAAGAUAUUUACAUUCCAAGGGAUCUUCGGGGAACAGAGAUUUAUAUGAGCCCUGAAGUUGUCCUUUGCCGAGGACAUUCACCCAAACCUGAUAUCUACAGUGUUGGUGCUACCAUAAUCCACAUGCAGACAGGCAGCCCACUUUGGGUGAAGAGAUUCCCGCGCUCAUCUUAUCCAUCGUAUCUGUACAUUAUUCACAAGAUGGCACCACCUUUAGAAUACAUUGCUAAAGACAGUAGUCCAGCCAUUAGGCAGUGUAUUCAUCUGGCAAUGGAAAGGAAUCUAAAGCAUUGGCCUACAGCAGCAGAGUUAUUGAAACAUGAAGCUUUAAACCCUCCUCGUGAUGAACAACCAAGGUGCCAGAGCUUAGACUCUGCUCUUCUUGAAAGGAAGAAAACAGUAUUGACUAAGGAAUUAAACCUACCUGAAAAUAUAUGUGAUUCUUCAUUAUGCAUCAGCGAAGACUCGGUGAUGAUGAAAAAUAAAUGCUCGCUGUAUAUAGAUGUGGGAGCCAUAGCAGGCUAUUUCAACAUUGUACGAGGGCCACCAAUGACUGAAUAUGGCUAGUGGCAGUGAAGCCUUUCACAGUCUAAAAUACAAACAUUUGCCAUAAAACUGUUAGACUGUAAGGUCUUGCUGGCUUAAGGGCA
Molecule: messenger RNA, 830 nt
Organism: Protopterus annectens (West African lungfish)
Lineage: Eukaryota; Metazoa; Chordata; Ceratodontiformes; Protopteridae
Product: mitogen-activated protein kinase kinase kinase 8-like
Exons: 2
Coding region: 1-747 (248 amino acids)
Biological process (GO): protein phosphorylation
Molecular function (GO): ATP binding; protein kinase activity
Source: RefSeq, a predicted model, not a curated record